AUGGUCUGCAUUACAGAGACUUGGUUAUCUCCUGCAAUUCCUGACAACUUGGUAUCCUUGUCCAAUUUCAAUCUGUUUAGGAACGAUAGACUGGUUUCAAACGGCGGAGGUGUUUGUGCCUACAUAAAUAGCAAUAUCUAUUGUAGACGAAUUAGGGAAUUUGAAAACUCUUCGAUUGAAUCACUGUGGUUAUCAGUGAGACCAAAGAAGCUACCCCGCUCUGUCUCGGUUAUCUUACUGGCUGUUGUUUACCAUUCAACAGCAUCCCGCCAAACUGAAAAUGUAGAAUUGUAUUCACACAUUCAAACCAAUGUGGACUCAUUUUUAUAUUUCCACCCUGAAGCUUUGGUCCGAAUUACGGGCGACUUCAAUUUUAGAAGCACGGGUCUCGAUGCAAACCAUCUUAAAAGAAUUGCUGGUCUGACGCAGAUAGUCAAGGUAGCUACCAGAGCUGAUGUAACUUUAGACUGGUGUUUAACCAACUCAAAGGUGGAUAAUAUUUACGAAUCAAUCCAACUUCCUCCCAUUGGAACCAGUGAUCAUUAUACGAUUCUUAUGAAAGCCCAACCUUCUCCCCCAAAGCCAGACAAUUCACAUAUAUGGAAACGCGAUCUCAGAGAUAGCAGGAUACGGCCUUUUGGACGAUAUAUCACUACAUUUGACUGGUCUCCUAUCUUGGACAUACAUGACUGUGAUACAAAAUAUAAAAAGUUUAACGAUACAAUGACUGUGAUGAUUGAAAAAUUCUUUCCCUUGGAACGGAUUAAAGUACGAAAGUGUGAUAAGCCUUGGAUGACGUCAUCAAUAAAGUCUGCUAUUGGGAGACGCCAAAAAGCCUUACACGAAAGCGGGAAAAAUUCAGAUAUUUAUAAAUAUUGGCGUAACAGAGUCCAAUCAUGCAUUAAAGCUGCACGAAAGAUCUACUAUAUGGGGUCAGUUGAGAAAUUAAAAAAUUCUAACCCGGCAAGAUGGUGGAAAGAAGUGAAAGCCAUUGGUGGUCUCUCGUCAAAAAAUUCUUGGUAUUCUCAGCUAUUUUCUGAUGAUGUUCGGAAUUGCGAAGAACUGGCCGAAAAUUUUAAUAACUUUCUUACUGCCCUUACAUCACAUUUUGACCCUCUAACUCUCGACGAAACCCAGGAGGGCCUAGAAGUACCAAACCAUUACCUCGUUGACGCCCAACAGAUCUAUAUGAAACUUAGUAAAAUUAAAACCACAAAAUCACCGGGUCCUGACAUGUUUCCAAAUAAAAUCCUGAAAACAUUUGCCUUUGAGCUUGCCCCAGUUCUCUCAGACAUUUUCAACUCAUCCAUGACACAAGGCACCUUCCCAAAGGCAUUGAAGAGAUCUAUUGUAGUGCCUGUCCCUAAGGUAUCACCCCCAAAGAGUAUUGAAGACGACCUACGACCAAUAUCUUUAACAUCUCAGAUCGCCAAAGUUAUGGAGGAUUGUACUUUGGACAAUUUUUUUCCUGAAGUUGUAAAUAAACUUGACACCAAACAAUUUGAACUCCCAAAGAAAUCAACGACCCACGCUUUGGUCUACCUUUUACAUUCAAUCUUGGUUGCUCUUGAAAGAGGUUCCUGUACUGCCAGAUUGUUCUUUGCAGAUUUCAAGAAAGGUUUUGACCUAGUAGACCACAAUGUUAUUAUUAAAGAAUUAACCCUGCUUGGUACCCAUCCCUCUCUAAUUCGGUGGAUUAAAGCCUUCCUCUGCGAUCGCGAACAAUGUGUCCGGGUGGGAACUUCUAUGUCCUCUUGGAAGAAAACAAAUGGUGGCUUGCCACAAGGUACAAAGUUGGGUCCAUUAUUGUUUGCUGUUCUCAUUAAUUCCUUGCUUAAAAACUGGCCCAGUAGGAUCAAGUUUGUGGAUGACACCUCAGCCCUAGAGAUUAUACCACGUUUUUCAUCCAGUUUAAUGCCAUUAGUCGUAAAUGAAAUCUCGGACUACGCCUUAGAACGUGGAAUGGAACUAAAUUAUAAGAAAUGCAAACAAAUGUUGAUCAACUUUCUUAAAUAUAAAGGAUCUGAUAAUGAAAACCCGAUCUAUGUUGCAGGUAAACCGGUGGAAACUGUGUCCUCUUUCAAACUCCUAGGUGUAUGGAUAUCAAAUGACUUGUCAUGGAAUACUCAUGUCGACAUGGUAUUGAAAAAGGCAAAUUCUCGCUUAUACGCAUUGCGUCUGUUAAAAAGGCUGGUCUCCAAGCAUCUGACAUCGUCCAAAUAUAUAUCUCAUUCAUCAGAUCCAGAAUUGAAUAUGCAUCCCCUGUAUGGUCGUCAAUACCUAAAUCAUUAUCUGACAUUCUCGAAUCUGUUCAAAAGAGAGCAUUGA
Molecule: messenger RNA, 2328 nt
Organism: Paramuricea clavata
Lineage: Eukaryota; Metazoa; Cnidaria; Anthozoa; Malacalcyonacea; Plexauridae
Source: the annotation of a GenBank genome assembly